AUGAUCCAUGAUCCAACACAGCCAGACAAACCUGGAUCAUUGAUUGUUGCGAGCAGGAAGACCAGCUUUCUUCUCUCAUUUCCCCUCGCUGCUCAGCUGGAGCCUGUGUCACCUAGCACACCUCACGGUUCUCCUAUUGAGACCGACCCAGACCUUCCUAGUCUUACCUCCACUUCCACUGGAUCUCUUAACCUUAGCUCCGAGCAGCUCGGUAUCCUGACAAUCACCCGAGGUGCCUGGGCCGGGUGUGUGGUGGGUGCGCUGCAGAUGGGUCAAUGGUACAUUGAUACAAAGAAGGUCGUCCAUGUAGAAUAA
This is a messenger RNA of Cantharellus anzutake, 315 nucleotides long. RefSeq lists its product as uncharacterized. NCBI's taxonomy places the organism in Eukaryota, Fungi, Basidiomycota, Agaricomycetes, Cantharellales, Hydnaceae. Bases 1 to 315 code for a protein of 104 amino acids. The record is from RefSeq and is a predicted model, not a curated record. The transcript is spliced from 3 exons.